AUGUCCACUCGAGACCUGUAUCAAACCCCGCUCGACACCUCAAAACCCGAGAUAAGGCUACUGGAGAUAGUUGAGGACAAAGAUGUCGUCUCUUGUAAAUUACACACCGUCACUUUCAGCAAACAGCUUCAUUUUGCAGCGCUGUCAUAUGUAUGGGGCAGCGCAGCUGACAGGGUCAACAUCAACAUCAACGGCGUUGAAGUUCCCGUUUCAAAAAGUCUCGCCCGCGCCUUGAAGGAAGUUCGAGGCUAUUGGAGGUAUGAAUUUCCCGAAAGAGAUCAAUCCAAGUUCAGAAUCUGGGUCGACGCUGUUUGUAUCAACCAAGCCGACGCUGCAGAACGAACUGAGCAAGUCAAGCUCAUGCGCGACAUCUACUCAUCAGCUGAUCUUGUACUCGGAUGGCUAGGCUCUGAUGAAAGUAAUAAGGUCUUGAGAGCUGUCACAACCAUUAUGGUGUUGAGCAAAGCCUUCAGGGCAGCAAAGUGGGAUGUUGAUAAGCUGAUGGAUCUGGAGUGGCUAAGAUCUUGUGGUCUUACAAAUGAACCUGAAUGCGACGAGUUCUGGUCAUCACUAGAUGACCUUGCGUUACUACCAUACUGGCGACGCGUCUGGAUCUUGCAGGAAAAUGUCCUAGCCUCAACAUUGUUCUACAUUGCUCCACGAGUCUGUAUCGAGUACAGCUCUCUCAUGAACGUGUGCCACCUGUUCGAGAUCCUUUCCAUCAAGCUGAAUGAGAAACAAGCUACGAAACCCAACUUUGUCCCAAGCCAUAUCUGGAUGAAGUUUUGUCCACCAAAGGGUACCGGUUUCAUCCAGCUACGAAACAUUCUCCGAUUCGAUAUCGCCAAGACGAUGUAUAAGGAAAUACUUACAGAGAGCCAAGAAGAGAGACAGCGUACGGCGGUUCAACUUUCGGUAUUUGGUGGCACGCUUGAAGCUACGGAUCCGAAAGAUCACAUCUAUGGCCUGCUGGGUCUCAGUUCAUUGCCCCUCAGACCAGACUACACCAAGAGCGUCAGAGAUGUGUACGUGGACUACUGCAAGGCAGUACUCGACGUAGUCGGGAACAGCGACAAGAGAGCAUUGCAAUUUCUACGAGAUGCUGGCUCUGGUGUAUUCAAGGAUCCUCUUGGGUUGCCAUCAUGGGCUCCGCAAUUUCCUUCACGAGCAACUGAUAACCCGACCCUCAUAUUUGAUGGAGAGUUCAACCUUGUUCGCAUCUUCCCUGGCAUUCCACGGCCAACUAUCUCGGAUGCCAAAUUACAUUUAUCUGGCGUGAAAUUGCAGACGUUGAAGAGGGUUGGAGGAAACCCAGAGAUCCAAAAUCUGCAGAAGGGAGGUAGUCUCGCCGAUUGGAUACAAGACUACAUCAGUCGUAUACCAUUAUAUCCAACCAAGAUUCCUUCAAUUUGGGCACUUUUCUUAGUUGUUGCGAGGAUGCAGAAACUGGCACUGGAUACACCGAGCAUGUUGCUAUUGCUCAACUUCACGACGCGACUAGACCUCCAAAUUCCAGAGAGCGAUCAACCACGAGGUGUUGCAAAAUACUUCCAGACACCUGAAGCUGACGGCCUGUCUGUAAUGAUAAUUCAAGAUGGGGGAAACAACCCUGAAAUGAUGGGGUGUAUUUCGCCAUUGUUGGGCGGGCCUGAUGAACUAAAGGCUAGGAUGUUUGACGUCGAUGCCCAACAGGUGUUUAUGAUGAAGCGAAACUAUCAUACUCGAUUGUUUGAGACUGACGCCGGAUAUCUGGGAAUGGGGCCACAGAACUGUGAGGUCGGAGAUGUCAUUUGUAUUGUGGAUGGGUAUGAGGAUCUUGUUCUGUUGCGGAAGCGUGGAGAUGAUCAUGAAUACGUUGGACCUUGCAUAGGUUAUGGAAUUACGGAUAUGUAUAUUAAGAGGAAAGGUGAGGAUGGCGAGAUAGCAGUUGAGACGUUUCAUCUGGUGUAG
This is a messenger RNA of Fusarium musae, 1950 nucleotides long. RefSeq lists its product as uncharacterized. Lineage: Eukaryota; Fungi; Ascomycota; Sordariomycetes; Hypocreales; Nectriaceae. Bases 1 to 1950 code for a protein of 649 amino acids. The transcript has a single exon. The record is from RefSeq and is a predicted model, not a curated record.